Messenger RNA from Xenopus laevis (African clawed frog), 1011 nucleotides. Its product is annotated as serine/threonine-protein kinase mig-15. The annotation marks the transcript as partial. The transcript is spliced from 9 exons. The record is from RefSeq and is a predicted model, not a curated record. NCBI's taxonomy places the organism in Eukaryota, Metazoa, Chordata, Amphibia, Anura, Pipidae.
CCCAGGACAUAUCUGCAAAUCCUGGAGCCAACAGGACAGGACAGCUACGGGAUGAAUUAUACCGGUUGGCACCGUAAAGAACAACUGGAUGUGUCCGUGACCAUCGUAAAGGACAUAGAGAAGAGAAAAGACAUCCUUCAAGAAGUGGAAGUCCUUGAACUUAUCAGAGGCCACGAAAAUGUCAUUGGCUACUAUGGGGCUUAUUACCAACGUGCCUCUGUAAAGAAGCCCCACUAUGAAGGACUGUGGAUUUCUAUGGAGCGUUGGAAUGGUGUAGCGGUGGAAGAUCUAAUCUACACCAGUGAGCAGUACUCCUUGCAUGAAAGCUGGAUAGCGUACAUCUGCAAGGAGGUAUUAAAGGGCCUCUGUCAUCUGGAAAACAAAAAGGUCAUCCAUCACGACCUGCGGCCCCAGAACAUUAUCCUGACAACAUCGGCAGAUGUAAAGAUCAGUGAUUUCAGCUCUGCCACCAUCGGGGAAAUGAGUCACAGUACGUCUGGGCGGAUUCCAUACCUGGCGCCAGAAGUACUGGCCAAUUUUGGCAAGAAGACCAUAUGGUAUAACUCUAAGGCUGACAUAUGGUCCUUGGGAAUAUCAGCACUUCAAAUGGCGGAAGGCUAUUACCCAUUCAGCAGAUUUCCCCAGCAAAAACUCAUGAAACGCAUCAUGCACGGACCUGCGCCAGUAUUAUUGUGGGACAAAUGGAGCGACAACUUCCAUUCAUUCGUCGGCCAAUGCCUCCAGAAAGAUCCAGCUUGGAGGCCGUCUGCCGGAAAGCUCUUAUCACACCCCUUCAUUUGUAAGAUCUUUAAUGAAAGGGGUGUGAAGAGCAAUAUCAAAUGGCACCUGCAGUGAGAGGUAAGGGAACUGCUCAUUCUCAUUACAAUUCACUUGAUGUACAGACCAUAUCCACCUACUGCUCUUAUUCUUACUAUAGUCUCCGGCUUUACUACAUAUAUUAUAAUUCUGUAACUAAUGCCGCCCAUUAUAUAAGGCUGAGAUUGUAUUAGG